Molecule: messenger RNA, 1188 nt
Organism: Sipha flava (yellow sugarcane aphid)
Lineage: Eukaryota; Metazoa; Arthropoda; Insecta; Hemiptera; Aphididae
Gene: Cpsf5
Product: cleavage and polyadenylation specificity factor subunit 5
Exons: 5
Coding region: 226-798 (190 amino acids)
Cellular component (GO): mRNA cleavage factor complex
Molecular function (GO): mRNA binding
Source: RefSeq, a predicted model, not a curated record
ACAAACACAUUCCGCCAUUUUGAAUUUGUUUCGUACAUGAGACGCUGUUGUGUUCUAUCUGUGACUCGUAUGGAUGAGUUGUGUUUUAACACUAGACAUAGUAUUUACCAGUUUAAUAAUAAUAUUCGUAUAAAACAAUGCGUUAAUAUUUAAUGCUGACUAACAUUUUUAAUUCUUUGUGGUUAUUAUCGAAUCGUCAAGCUGUCGUCCAACACAGUAUCAGAAAUGGCGUUGAGCACUAGCCAACCGGUACAAAAUAAUGUGCAAUCUUCUCCGGGCACCGGGUGGCCUAGGCGCACUGCACCAGUUAAGUCAUCAACGUGCCCGUCCUUAAAUAGACACAUUAAUUUGUAUCCUCUUUCAAAUUAUAAAUUUGGUACAAAAGAACCUUUAUUUGAAAAAGAUCCAUCUGUACCAGCAAGAUUUCAACGAAUGCGUGAUGAAUUUGAAAAAAUUGGCAUGCGCCGUAGUGUAGAAGGUGUUUUAAUUGUUCAUAAACAUGGAUUACCUCAUGUAUUACUGUUGCAAUUGGGCACAACAUUUUUUAAACUGCCAGGUGGAGAACUAAACCCUGCAGAAGAUGAAGUUGAAGGGCUCAAACGAUUACUAACUGAAACUCUUGGUAGACAGGAUGGUGUUCAACCAGAAUGGACUGUUGAAGACACAAUUGGAAACUGGUGGAGACCUAACUUUGAACCUCCAACAUAUCCGUAUAUACCACCUCACAUAACUAAACCUAAAGAACAUAAAAGACUUUUCUUAGUUCAGUUACCUGAUAAAGGUAAGGUAAAAUAUUAGGAAUCCAAAGUUCAAUAUUUUUUGCAAUGGCAACAUGAUUUGCUGGUUCAGAAAGGAUCAUCCUGGUUGAUUGUAAAACUUCACAUACAAGAAAUGUAUUUUUUUUUAUAAAAAUUGUCUAGGAAAAAUUCAUGAUAGGGUUUCCUUAUAUGAUUAUUGUUCUAAUCACUGUGGUGUAUACUACAGAUUUUAAAUUGGCUUAAACAAUAUACGAAGAAAGGGUUUUAUUAAUUUUAAGACUAAUUCAUUUUAGUAAAUGAUUAUUUGCAGUUUCUGAUUGAGAUAUAUCCAUUGUACAUGUUAUUUCUAUUCUGUUUAUAUUAUUGAAAUACAUUAAAACACUUAAAGUUAAUUCUUUAAUUCUCAAGGAUUUAAAUUUUUUCUUGAAAU